CCUCCUUCCCCUGCCUCCGGCUUUUGCCGCAAGAUAACGGAGACGACUUUGUGCCAAAGCGAAGACAGAUCUCAUGGCGGAAUCCACGACGAAAGACGUAGCCUUCCCUUAGGAUGAUUCUUGUUGGUGCUCUCCUCAUCGUCGUACGUUCUCCGGUGCUCCAGUGAUGGCGGAUGCUUGUUUUGUUUGCUUCUUUCCGUAGGGGUUUGAGGAGUUCCAGGAAUGGCGGAGGGCGGUGGCGGACGAGCCAAAGCUCGGUUCUUGCGCUGUCCCAACUGCGAUGCUCUCCUCCCGGAUCUCGGAAAUUUCACUGCCUGCCGUUGCGGUGCUUGUGGUUCUACUGUCCGAGCAAAGGGAGAUAAUUUGGCAAUAGAUUCUACGCCAGAGAGAUCUUAUAAUAGGGUCGAUCUGAGACCGUUAGCGAGUGAACCACAUGAUGGAAUUGGGAGGUACCGCCGAUCUUCGAAAGCUCGAUUUAGCGAUUCCACAUCCAGUGAAGAUGAGAUGGCCAAAGGAUCGAAAGAGGAGCGAGGAACGAAACCUGACAGGAACAGAGUACCGACAUUCUACCGAACGACACGAGAUCGGAUGAAGGCCACUCCAUCACCAAAUUACCUGGAAGAAGGGCGGUCUGGUUUGCAUGAUGGAUCUUAUACUGAUGACCGUUCCAAGAAGCAAGAUCAAUCUUGGAUUGAUGGAGUUGACCACCUGAGUCAGAACCCGAUCCAGCUUCUGAAGCAGCUUGAUGAAUUAAGAGAUCGGAUCGGUCGAUCAUGUGAGGUCACUGAGGAACCAAGGGAAAGGAUGCCAUUGAAGCUACGUGGGCUACAUGCACCUGAGAGAACUUAUGUUCCCGCUGCUCAGUACCCAGAGAGAUUAAGGAUCCGUAGACAACUCGAUGUAGAUCCUUUGGUCUAUAAUCAUCAUGAUGAAUUUGAUCAUGAGCCUGCCUGCUCUUGUACACACUGCUAUCACAAAUAUAGGUUGUUGCCAGAUAGGGUUGUCCCUCAUUCUGUCAGCUCCCAGAGCCGGAGAGGUAGUUAUCUUGUGCAGAAUCGUGGGUCCUAUCCUGUCAGGACACAGGAAUACAAUCAAAGAGUGCGAUCUCGAGAGCCACUUAUUCAGAAACAGGCCACAAUCUCCAAAAAGAAGGACAAGCAUCUUUGUCAACCUUUUGCUGGUGCUGCUCCUUUUGUAUUAUGCUCUAAUUGUUUUGAACUGCUGAGGCUACCUCAGAUAAUUCUACUCGUGUCAAAGAAAAUCUGCACGUUAUGCUGUGGAUCAUGCUCUGAGGUAAUGUCCUUAGAGCUUAUCGGAAAGAGGCUUGUUGCUUCUGCCACUCCACCAUCCACAGCUCAAGCUGAAACCAAAUGCAGUUCUCCUGUCGAAGUGAAACAAAUUAAGCAAUCUAAAGCCCAUAUUAUUGGAGAAUCAGAUACUUCUUACCAUGAAGCUGAUGAUGGCCCAUGCAAACUUAUGCAGUCGACAGAUGACAACCCUCCCAUAUCUAGUCAGGGACUGACGGAAAGAGAAUGUGUGUCACACUUGAGUGACGCAGAGAAAACAAAGAGACCUUCAAUGUCUUCCAAUACGUCUGAUAACGUGGAAAGCCCAGAUAGUGCAACAUAUCAGAGAGCUACACCCAGCACAACAGAACUUCCAUUUCAUGCAGAAGUCUUUUCAGAUGCUGCAGGUUCACCAGCUCAGGAUCAUCUUGGACACCCAUCAUCCAGUCAAGUAAUGGAUGGUUCCAGAAAUGGAGGCAUGAAUGAAUAUUCUGAUCAGGAAACAGUAGUUUCCUACACUGACAAGUUUCGGCACAACUCUGCAAAAAAUGAAGUGGUUACUGAGAUUGAUGUGUCAGGGCAUGAAUAUCCCAGUUCUAGUUUUUCUGGGGAUUACCAGGAGAAAGAGAAAUAUGAAAAUCAAGCUGGGAUUGGCAUAAGUGAUGAUUCAUUAGUUUUUAGUCAGCUAGUGCAAGAUGAAAGAUCUGAAGUUUCAGUCAAUGGUCACCCUAUUGUUGAUCACUUGGUUAGGAAGGCUGAAAAACAAGCUGGACGCAUUUAUCCGGGAGAGUAUUGGUAUGAUCAUCGUGCUGGAUUUUGGGGUGUCAUGGGGCAGCCAUGUCUUGGGAUAAUUCCGCCAUUUAUACAAGAAUUUAAUUAUCCUAUAUCCAAGAAUUGUGCUGGUGGGAAUACUGGGGUUCUUGUUAAUGGAAGAGAGCUACAUCAUAAAGACCUAGCUUUGUUGGUUCGACGAGGACUCCCAACUACAGCUGGUCGAUCUUAUGUUCUUGAGUUUUCAGGGAAUGUUUUUGAUGAAGUCUCAGGUGAAGAGCUGGGUAAUCUUGGGAAGCUCGCACCAACAGUUGAGAAAAUGAGACGGGGAUUUGGUAUGAAGGUUCUGAGGUGAUUAACAAGCUAGUGGCAUUCAUUUGUUGCUUCAAUUACUUGGAACACUUGUAAAUGUGAGCAAGCUCCAUAAACUGUUGAAUGACAAAAAUAUAGAGGUAAUUCUUUAGUAGAUAUCGUUACAUGAUUUUUCGGUUCAUGUUUUCUCCAUUGCACUUUUUCAUGAUGGACAUAAUGUCAUUGGCGGUUGUUUCUUUUUUGUAACUCUCAUGUUUUGAUCAUUCCUAGGUACUCCAUUUUCAUUCUCUAAUAUUGAAAUACAUAAUGACAUUACAGCAUCAAUCUUCAUCCUUCACUAUUGUUUUGAUUUGGCAGGAACAAUAUAUUCUUAGAAUUUGGAUCAAAAUAACACCUCCAAAUACGGUACAUGUUUUGCAAAGAAACACAGUGCUAAAUACAUGGUACAAAAUAAAAAAUUAUUAUUGUAGAACCAAACCUUAUCUUUAUGAUUCAUUAGUUUGCCUUGGUGUUGGAAGGGUUCUAACAAAAAACAUGUCGCCCUGAUGAAUGUUUCUUGUGUCGACAGUAUAUGUUUGGAUUUGUUGUAAUUGUUUGCCUUGCAAUUAGAUUACACUACCUGCAAUCUUCAAUAAUGCAUGCUUUGAUUAGCUGGAAUACUGCCUCUAUAGAUUGCCUUCAUUGAGCAGAUAAACACGUUGCUUAAGCCAUGAUCUAUAGAUCUCCGCAUUACAAGAGCACACCAGUUGGAUUUUGUUUUUGUGUAUAUAUAUGAAGAUAACCUAACACAUGAUCUAAGUCACAAAAAUAUUAUACAUAAAAUAAAUCCUUAUAAAGCAAAAAAAGAAUAUCUUCGUGACUUUGUGCACUCCAGCAACUUUCUGUGAACAUGGACUGUUAGGUUUUGAAAGAUUGGUGUGUGUCGAUGUCUACUUCCAGUGUUGCUACUUGUCAAUAUCCAUGCUUAUAACUUUCACUGCUUGUAGGCACCAAAACCAUCCAAAACUUUUGGUGGUAGGAGUCUAUGACAUGUAGUUGCUGUGGCCUCACUCACCUUCAUAAAUCUUAUCAAGAGUUUGAUCACUCAUGCAAUUCCUUAUUGCAAUUUCUUCAUGCAAAAUGGAUUAAAAUUUGCCAAAUGCAAGCAUUAUUCAUUGAUAAUUCUGUGUACAUAUGAUCCUAACAUUAGCUGCCAAGCAGUCUGUCAGAGAAAGACGCUUGAUAGAUGAGGAAGAGGACAGUGAAAUUGCAGGGGAUUUGUUCAGCUUCCAGCUAAACCAUCACUUGGCCCGGUGGGGAACACCAGUCGUGCUCAUUCCUCCUCUCCAGGCUUGGAUUCAUCUGAGUGUUGUUUCAUGAGAAGAAGCUGGAGAAGUCCGAUUCGAAGUCUAGCUCUUCGAGCAUUAAAUCCAUGUCCGCAGCAGCAGGUGAAUCUGAAGCUGAAUUAGCUCCUGUGAUGCCAGACUCAGGGCUCCGAAGCUUGAUUCCUCCUCCUUUCAAGCUGUAUGGCGAGAACGAGAAGUAGGUCGAGUCUGAUGUUGGGGAGAGGAAGGCAGGCGAGGCUCUGCUAAUGAAGCCACUGUCGGUCGUCGUGGAAGGCGACGCGAAGGAGAAGGAAAGCGAGUUCUGGCCAUGGCCGCCCAACUCCAAGUCUUCCGUCUUCACUCGGAGCCCCGUUUGGAAUCUCAAAAGCAAGUCUUGGUUCUGCUGCUGCCGAUCCACGGGCUCCUUCUCUUCCUGCUGUUGCUGCUCCUGCGACAGCCAUGCUGAUGCUGAUGCUGGUGCCGCAGGGCUCUUCGGAAGGCAGGUGUGCGCCCCAUGAUAGGUCACAUGAAACAGCAGCGGGUCCUCGUCUGAUCGCUGCACUUGCUUCGUCGCCGGGCAACCCUGCAUGAUGCGAUGUGUGCACCUGUAGUAGCCUCUGUAACAAGAAACAUUUCGACCUUCCAUCAGUAUGUGAAUCUUCGGAUCAGCACGAGCUGAUACGAAGAACAGCUGCUGACCUUGGAUGUUUGGACCCGAGGAUAUCCUUUUGGCCGUACUUCCUCCA
Messenger RNA from Musa acuminata AAA Group (dessert banana), 4419 nucleotides. RefSeq lists its product as uncharacterized. Bases 223 to 2412 code for a protein of 729 amino acids. The record is from RefSeq and is a predicted model, not a curated record. Gene Ontology annotation, biological process: regulation of defense response to fungus. NCBI's taxonomy places the organism in Eukaryota, Viridiplantae, Streptophyta, Magnoliopsida, Zingiberales, Musaceae. The transcript is spliced from 5 exons.